CUGAUGCUCAGCUGCUUCCUGCUCUGGAUGUCUCUGCAGCCAGAUUCCCGUAAUCAUGUGUCAGCAGUCAACCUGCGGCGUUUCAUUGGUUGUGCAGUUCGGGAGUUUACUUUCCUGGCCAGGAAGCCUGGAUGUGGCAGCCUGCACAUCACCACCGAUGCCUGCUGGGGGCGCUGUGAGACCUGGGAGAAACCGGUCCUUGAGCAUCCGUUCAUCGAGUCCUACCAGCAGGUUUGUACCUACAACAGGACUCGUCUGGUCACUGUGAAACUACCCGACUGCCAGCCCCAUGUGGACCCCACCUACACCCAUCCUGUGGCCCUGAGAUGUGACUGUGGGGUCUGUCUGACAAGCACCACUGAAUGCAUAACAUCUGUGUGAAGAGAGGGUACAUUUAGCUUUAUUUACUAUUUACCACAAUUUAGAGC
Messenger RNA from Melanotaenia boesemani (Boeseman's rainbowfish), 428 nucleotides. RefSeq names its product glycoprotein hormone beta-5-like. Lineage: Eukaryota; Metazoa; Chordata; Actinopteri; Atheriniformes; Melanotaeniidae. The transcript is spliced from 2 exons. Gene Ontology annotation, biological process: G protein-coupled receptor signaling pathway; regulation of thyroid hormone receptor signaling pathway. Bases 4 to 381 code for a protein of 125 amino acids. Gene Ontology annotation, cellular component: cytoplasm; extracellular region. Gene Ontology annotation, molecular function: hormone activity. The record is from RefSeq and is a predicted model, not a curated record.